AACUUGCAUAUUUUGGUGAUUUCAAACUAAAGGAGAAAGCAGAAAUUUUCAAGAUGAUUGAAAGAACAUUCCGAGCCACUUGCUUCGUCGUAUUGUUGUUAUUCUAUUGUCCAGGUGCUGGAGGAGAAGAUGAAGCUAGAAUUGCCGCCUGCAUGGCCGCAGCUUUAGGAUUAGCAGCAGGGACUUCCUGGUUCCUUCUUCCUCUUCUUGGAUUUACGUCAACAGGAAUAUCAGCUCGAUCAAUUGCCGCUCAUUUGAUGUCUUUAUCAGCAACAGCUAACGGAGGUGCAGUCGCUGCAGGUUCAUGGGUUUCUUUCUUGCAAUCACUUGGAGCAACAGGAAUUACACCAUAUAUGGUGAAAAUAUUGGAAAAAGCUUACGACAUAUGCUUAGUAGCUGUUAGAGUAACAAAAUAAGGAGAACUGGUUCACAGACAAUGUUUUAUGCAUGAAUACUUGUAUGCUUUUUUCAUACUUUGUAAAAAAAUUAUCACCAGAACAAGGAAAAUUGGGGUUGGAAUAUAAAUACCUGAGAUACAUGCAUAAAGAAACAAGUAACCUUUUAACCAAAUAUUUAUGUCUCCGGAUAGAAAGACCACGGGGUAUAUUGUUUUUUGCAUGUCUGUCAUUCUGUUAUUCCGUUUGUUUGUUUGUCUCAGUCUGACUGUUGUCUUCUUUUACCUAACCCAUAGCAGUUGAGUGGUUGGGGCUAUAACUUUAAAAUUUCAAAGGUGUAUUCUUUGUGAAAAGACCUUACCUUGGGUACCAACAAUUUCGAUCUUGACCUUCGAGCUCGACCCACUCUCCCUCCCCCCCCACCAAAAAAACCACUUCAAUUUGGCCAAAUUUUAAAACGUUGGACCUAAGGCUUUCAUUCCACAGAUAUGUAUUCAUUGCAACAAGACCUUUCAACUGGUAUAAGUAUCUCUGACAUUGACCAAAGAAUUUAACCCACUUUUUUAAAGUUUUAACCUUGGUAAAAACUUUUGAAUUGUCAAAUCUAGAGCUUUCAUAUAUCACAUCUGUAUUCCUUGUAACAAAACUUUCCUUUGGGUUUCAACACUUCUGACCAUUUGACCUUGACAUUUUGAGUGUGACAUGCAUUUAGGCGAAUUCAAUCUUCACCAUAAGCUGUAAUACAAUUGCAUCAGUGUUUCCCAAACACAUUCUGUAAAUAAUCGAAUUUGUUUAACUUUUUUGUCUUAGUAAAGAUAUUUUGACAGAAAUCAGGUACAUGUAUAACAUUUUAUAUACCGAUAUUCACCGUCUGUAUUCCUUUGAAUUCAUUUGCAAAAUAUUCAUGCUGUUGUAUCACUCAGCCACCUAUUUAUACAAAAAUUAUCCUUCCUUUAUAUUCACUGAUUACUUUUAACGAAAGUGCAAUGAACAGCAACACAUUAGGCCUAUUUGUUUGGAUAUAGCAAUG
Messenger RNA from Saccostrea cuccullata (small rock oyster), 1425 nucleotides. Its product is annotated as interferon alpha-inducible protein 27-like protein 2A. The transcript is spliced from 3 exons. NCBI's taxonomy places the organism in Eukaryota, Metazoa, Mollusca, Bivalvia, Ostreida, Ostreidae. The coding region runs from base 54 to 416 and encodes 120 amino acids. The record is from RefSeq and is a predicted model, not a curated record. Gene Ontology annotation, cellular component: membrane.